Nematocida parisii ERTm1 is the source of this 2146-nucleotide messenger RNA. Its product is annotated as threonyl-tRNA synthetase. Gene Ontology annotation, cellular component: cytoplasm; mitochondrion. Gene Ontology annotation, biological process: threonyl-tRNA aminoacylation. The coding region runs from base 1 to 2112 and encodes 703 amino acids. The transcript has a single exon. Gene Ontology annotation, molecular function: threonine-tRNA ligase activity; ATP binding. The record is from RefSeq and is a predicted model, not a curated record. Lineage: Eukaryota; Fungi; Microsporidia.
AUGGAAUUUGCACAGUACAUAAGCAAGAGAGUUCAAAUCUUUGACAGAAUCAAAGCACAGCAAGAGAAGAAAGAAAGCGAGAAAAUAAAAAUAAAAACAGUCCACGGAGAAUACUCUGGAAUGUCUUAUGAAACAACGCCUUUUAUUGUAUCAAAAGAGCUAAACCCAAACCACAAGGAGUUAUUAGUUGCUAGAGUAAAUCAAGAACUGUUUGACGUGCACCGGCCGCUAGAGAAGGACUCUGUUGUAGAGUUUCUGACAUUUGCAGAUGAAGAUGGAAAGAAAGUGUUCUGGCACUCAUCUGCACAUAUUUUAGGUGAGGCAUGCGAGAAUACGUUCUCCUGCCACUUAUGCCUGGGCCCUCCCACUGAGUCUGGGUUCUUCUAUGAAAUGGAUAUGGACCGAGCAGUCACUCCGGAAGACUACAAGCCAUUGAAAAAAGAAAUGAAAAAGAUCCUUAAGGAAAACCAGCGGUUUGAAAGGCUUGUUAUGACAAAGAGUGAGUUACUGGAGAUGUUCGCUGAUAAUCCUUUGAAGGUGGAGCUAAUCCAGGAUAAAGUACAGGACAAGAGUACAGUAUACCGAUGCGGACCAUUGAUUGAUUUCUGUCUAGGGCCACACAUCCCCAGCACAGGGCUAGUUAAGGCAAUAGAAGUACUGCACAACAGUAGUUCGUUUUUCUUAGGGGACAGUAACAGGCCUGUUCUGCAGAGAAUAUACGGUAUAUCUUUCCCUAGCAAGGAGGAAAUGACACAGCAUCUGGCUUUCCUGGAGGAGGCCAAGAAGAACAACCACAGGAAGAUCGGGUCUGACCUUGAUUUGUUUUUCUUUUCUCCAAUGAGUCCUGGAUCCUGCUUUUUCCUGCCCAAGGGUGCGUUUGUGUAUAACGCCCUGAUGACUUUAAUGAGAGAGCACUACAAAAAGAAGGACUUUAAAGAAGUAAUUACACCGAAUAUUUAUACAAAUGAGCUGUGGAAGACAAGCGGGCACUUAGAGAAGUAUAAGGAGGACAUGUUCUGUUUCCAAGCGGAUAAUACAGAAAUGGCUCUCAAGCCCAUGAACUGUCCAGGGCACUGUCUGUUAUUUAAACAUCUUAGCUGUUCAUACCGUGACUUACCUUUACGUCUGGCAGACUUUGGAGUACUUCACAGAAAUGAAGUUUCUGGUGCACUUACUGGCCUAACCAGAGUAAGAAGGUUCCAGCAGGAUGAUGCCCACAUAUUUUUAUCUCCUGAUAUGGUGGCUCAGGAAAUACAGAUGUGCCUUGACUUCCUUGAGGAGGUAUACAGUCUGCUUGGGUUUGAGUAUUCUGUGUGCCUUAGCACCCGGCCAGAAAAGUAUAUUGGUAGGCCAGAGAUUUGGGACGGUGCAGAAGAACAGCUGAAACAGGCCCUUGAGAGCAGUGGAGUGAACUGGAGUAUCAACCCAGGAGAUGGUGCAUUCUAUGGUCCUAAGAUAGAUAUAUCUGUGCGAGAUGCACUUGGCAGAAAACACCAGUGCGGGACUAUACAGCUAGACUUCCAGCUGCCAGAAAGAUUUAACCUUAAGUUUGCAUCAAACGAGGGAGAUUCAAUUAGACCUGUCAUGAUACACCGUGCUAUAUUGGGAAGUGUGGAGAGAAUGACCGGAAUACUUCUGGAGCACUACAAAGGCCGCCUGCCUCCCUGGCUAAACCCAAACCAAGUAAUGAUUAUUCCCAUCACAAGUGAUGAAGCAGAGUAUGCAAAUGAGGUUAAGCAGGAACUGCAUGCAAUGGAAGUCUCUGUGGACCUAUCUGAGUGCACACUAAACAAGAAAAUACUCAAUGCAGAAAAAGUAAGGUACUCAUAUAUAAUAAUAGUAGGAAAGAAAGAAGCUCAAAGAAAACAAUUAUCUGUUCGUAAUCUAAAAGAUGGAAAGACUGUUGUAUUGCCACUAAGCCAAGCACACCGUAUGAUCAGUGAAACCAUAAGAAGAAGACUUCCCCAGCCAGCAGAUGGGCUUAAGUAUGCCACUAAAGAAACAGGCAGUACUCUGCCAGUACAUCUAUCACAGGCUCUAGUCUGCUUGGAAAAGAUAGUUUCCAGUAUAAAAGAGAAGUUCAUAGAAACAUUCAAGAUUAAGCGAGUAUAACCCAAAGUACAACUAGAAGCAAUAAAUAUCCUGC